AUGCAAUCUCUUGCAACGUUUCAACCUACGGAGAGAGUGAAACUUUCUACCAAGAACAAUGUCUUCAACUACUUCCGAUAUCGAAUUGGGCCAGUUCAACACUACGCCAUUAUCGAGGAUAGGCACAAACGGCAGAAGUUGGAGGCUCAGGUGGCCAAAUCUGGCAUGGCCAUCAUCUGCCUGUUUCUCACUUCCUGCGUCAUUGUUAUGGGGCAGGAGUGCUCCGGUAAUGCAAUUACCGCAGAAGAUGAAGACAGGCCACUGUUCCUGGGCAGUUGUGAGCGGGAUCAGAAUACAGACCGAGCCAAGGUUGUUGCUGAGCUUGAUGAAGCUCUGGAAGAUUUAGACAAGUUCCUGUUAAGAAGUAGACAGAUUUCCGAACUUGAACAAGCAGAUCCUCGAGCUGUGACAAACCUUCAGAACUGGCUCAAUGGCACGGGAUCUAUAGCACGAGCAGAGAGCAGGUUCUUGAACUACCCACUGCAAGAGCUCCUAAGUACCAGUCCACGAGAUGAAUCUGCGAUGAUAGGGCUUGAGAAUAAUGUAGCUGAGAAUCUACUCCGUGUUCGAGAUUACUUAUUCCCAAGCUACUCCCCGAAAGUCUCCAGGGAUACCGCCCAUAUUUACAUCCCUACCAGAUCAACUGCGGCUCUCAUCUCUCGCGCGUUAAUGAUCCCAAUCGUUGUCAUCAUGCUACUGGCACCAGUUAUUCUCUGUUCCUACUUAAGCAACACAUCAUCGCGGCUGUUUGCUGUUGGAGGCGCGACAGUAUUCUUUGUAGCGAUGAUCUCUAGUGGAACGAGGAUGAAGAGUCAAGAACUGAUUAUUGCAGGAGCUACAUAUGCUACAGUUCUCACGGUUUUCCUAUCAGAGUCAUCAGGUUUACCUUCAGGCUAG
Messenger RNA from Fusarium tjaetaba, 897 nucleotides. RefSeq lists its product as uncharacterized. The transcript has 6 exons. The coding region runs from base 1 to 897 and encodes 298 amino acids. NCBI's taxonomy places the organism in Eukaryota, Fungi, Ascomycota, Sordariomycetes, Hypocreales, Nectriaceae. The record is from RefSeq and is a predicted model, not a curated record.